Messenger RNA from Microdochium trichocladiopsis, 2487 nucleotides. Its product is annotated as vacuolar protein sorting-associated protein. Gene Ontology annotation, biological process: vacuole fusion, non-autophagic; intracellular protein transport; endosomal transport. The transcript is spliced from 5 exons. Gene Ontology annotation, molecular function: actin binding. Lineage: Eukaryota; Fungi; Ascomycota; Sordariomycetes; Xylariales; Microdochiaceae. The record is from RefSeq and is a predicted model, not a curated record. Gene Ontology annotation, cellular component: lysosomal membrane; endosome; cytoplasm. Bases 1 to 2487 code for a protein of 828 amino acids.
AUGGAAGGGUCAGUACAUCCGACCGAGGGCUGGGAGCGGGUAGGCGACCGCUUCUACCGCAAGACCCAGCUCUACACGGCCGUCUUUGACCAUGACCUCGACCUCAACAACCACAUUGUCGCAGGCGCUCCCUAUGGCGGAGCUGUAGCCAUCUACCGCGACGAGACCAAGAUUGUCUCGUAUCGCGCAGCCAAGUCGUCCAAGCCGGGCAUCGACAUCUACAGCUGCUCCGGCAAGCUGCUCAAGUCGAUCGCCUGGGACCGAGGCUCCAUCAAGGGCCUCGGCUGGUCUGAAGACGAGAAGCUGCUCGUCGUUGGCUACGACGGCACCGUCCGCUGCUACUAUGGCCUGCAAGGCGACUUCACACAGUUUUCUCUUGGCCGCGAGGCCGAGGACUUUGGCGUCAAGUCAUGUCAGUUCUACGAUACCGGCAUGGUCGCUCUUCUGACCAACAACACGCUUGUCUCGGUCCUGUCGUACACUGAGCCGCGGCCAAAGGUGCUCGCAGCAACCCCCGAGGGCGAGGUACACUCGUGGAACAUAAUCCCACCGAAUCACACUCUUUCACGCUCGGUAGAGGUCUUGCUCAGUAUCGGCAAGACAGUAUAUGUCGUUGACACAACAGACUGCGAGGAUCGCUUCCUCGACAUAGGCCCGUUUUCGCAUAUUGGCGUCUCGCCAAACGGCAAGUUCGCUGCUUUGUACUCGGAAGAUGGCAAGGCCCACGUCAUCACUGCCGACUUCCAGAACCGCCUCAGCGAGUACGACUCGAAAUCGCAGAUCAGCCCAAAGUACUUGGAGUGGUGCGGCAACGAUGCCGUCGUGAUUGCAUGGGACGACGAGGUCAACAUCGUGGGCCCGAACGGCGCGACGGCGAGUUAUUUCUACGAAGAUGGCGUCCACGUCAUCACAGAUCUCGAUGGUGUCCGGUUGCUGUCGAAUAAGGUCUGCGACUUCCUGCAGAAAGUCCCGGACGUGACAGACGAUGUGUUUCGAUACGGCACCGAGUCGCCUGCUUCAGUAUUGCUGGAUGCUGUCCAGCAACUCGAGGAGCAGUCGCCCAAGGCCGACGACAAUAUCCAGCUGAUUCGGGGGAGUCUCGUCGAGGCUGUCGACAACUGUGUUGCAGCUGCUGGGCAUGAAUACAACGUGCACUGGCAGAAGCAGCUCCUCAAGGCCGCCUCCUUCGGCAAGUCGGUCCUGGACAUCUACAAUAGCGACGACUUUGUCGACAUGUGCGAGACCCUGAGGGUGCUCAACGCCGUCCGGUUCUUCGAGAUAGGUCUGCCGUUGUCAUACGAGCAAUAUCAGAGGUUGACUCCUGAAGGCUUGAUCCAGAGACUGAUCAACCGCCACGAGUAUCUGCUCGCUCUACGCAUAGCAGGGUACCUGCGACUCCCCACGGACGAGAUAUACGUCCACUGGGCGUCCGCGAAAGUCCGUGUCGGAUCCGAAGACGACGACUCGACGUGCAGGGUCAUCGUUGAUCGCCUCCAAGGAAAGCCAGGAAUUUCGUUCGAGACAAUAGCACAAGCUGCCUACGACGAAGGCCGAGGGAGGCUAGCGACUGAGCUCUUGAACCACGAGCCACGAGCUGGCCGUCAGGUGCCUUUGUUGCUGAGCAUGGAGGAGGACGAGAUAGCCCUGGACAAGGCCAUUGAGAGCGGCGACUCGGAUCUCAUAUUCUUUGUGCUGCUCAAGAUGAAAAAGAAGUUGCCACUGGCGGCCUUCUUCAGAGUCAUCAAUGCUCGCCCUGCCGCGACUGCACUGGUGGAGUCCACAGCCGAGCUGGACAACGAUAACGCCCUGCUCAAGGACUUGUACUACCAGGAUGAUCGCCGAGUUGACGGCGCAAGCGUCUUCAUCCGAGAGUCUCUGACACAGUCGGACGCCCGGACGGCGGGCGACAAGUUGGCGCUCGCGGCGAAGCUGAUGUCUGACUCCAAAGAGACACAUUUUGAGGUACAAGCUCUCAAGGAGGCCGCGACACUAUUGCGCAUGCAGGAAGCCCUGGACCGCGAUCUCACAGACACGUUCACGGGCUUGAGCGUGAAUGAGACGCUGUUCAAGCUCAUCCGCCUGGGCUACCACAACAAGGCCAAGAAGAUACAGAACGAGUUCAAGGUGCCGGAGAAGGUGUCGUGCUGGAUUCGCUUGCGCGCCCUAGUGGCUAAACGCGACUGGAAUGAGAUUGAGGAGAUCUCCAAGACCAAGAAGAGCCCCAUCGGCUGGGAGCCAUACUUUAACCUCACGAUCGGCGCCGGCAACCCCCGUCUCGCUGCGCUCUUCAUCCCUAAGUGUACAGGUCUCGAGCCGGGCCAAUCCAUCACCAUGUAUGAAAAGUGCGGCAUGCGCGUCAAGGCGGCCGAGGAGGCCGUCCGGCUGCGCAACGCUGACGAGUGGUCACGGCUGCUUGACGCCGCGGGGAAAGGCACUCCGGAGGGGAAAGAGAUUGAGAGGUUGGGAGCCCAGGCAUUCAAGAAGUGA